Molecule: messenger RNA, 1627 nt
Organism: Hypomesus transpacificus
Lineage: Eukaryota; Metazoa; Chordata; Actinopteri; Osmeriformes; Osmeridae
Gene: il12b2
Product: interleukin-12 subunit beta
Exons: 9
Coding region: 1-1131 (376 amino acids)
Molecular function (GO): protein binding
Source: RefSeq, a predicted model, not a curated record
AUGGAUACUUGUCAUGCCCACGUCCUUGCCCCAGUUCCCCUGUGUGUUCUCUUUGUGUCUGUGAUUACCUGUCCCUGUCCCUGGAAUAUUUCAGGACCAUGGGUCUUCCUACUGCUCUGCACACAUGGGGCCCACGGACUCACCUCUUUCCCCGACAACUUGGUCGUAGGCAAGCGUGAAGGCAGCGUCACCCUGAACUGUCCGACAGAGCUGGAAGGUGAGGUGAAAUGGACGCAUGAGCGCGGCCCGGACCCGUACCCCCUGGACGAGAGCGAUUACGACAUGGAGGGGCACAGCCUGACGCUCUCGGACCUGGGUGGCCCCCUGCUGGGGGAGUACAGCUGCUGGGGCCAAGGUGGCAAGCUGUCCUCCUCAUACGUGCUGCUGGAUGCUGAGGAAGAGGAGGAAGACACCACUGAGUCUCAGCUAAGCUGCCGAGCCAGUUCCUACAACUGCUCCUUCACCUGCACCUGGAGCAACAGCGAGGUCACCGCCCUGCGCCUGGGUCUGGGCCCUGACUGUUUGGAGGGUAAGCCUUCCUGCUCCUGGGUCAGUCCCAAUACCAGAGACCCCGAGGGACUCGAGGGAGGCUACACCUUCACCAUCCUCCACCCCUUCUCAGCCUACGCUGAGGAGAGCACCGCCUUGCUGGUGACCGCAGAGGCCAUCGACGGCCGCUCAUACUUCAGGGAGACCAAGCAGUUUUACCUGAGGGACAUUGUUCAACCUGAUAGCCCACAGAAGGUGAAAUGUCGGGUGGAGAAGAAGAUGUUAAAGGUCACAGUGGAGCCUGCGCCCACCUGGACCACGCCCAGUAGCUUCUACCCUCUGGAGCACGAGAUAGAGUACCGGAAAAAGGACGACGGAAAGGUGGAGAGUUCGACCACUGGCCUCAUCCCGAGGGAGGUGAGUGAGCUGAGGGUGCGUUCCAGAGACCCUUUCGUCGAGUCUACCUGGAGCCAGUGGAGCCCCUGGAAAAAUGUGCAUUUUAAACACGAAGAAAAGAGGAAAAGGGGUUGUAAAUCGAAUGAUCGAACGACCUGCUGCAAAAACAAGACAAAGAAAAGUAAAAGAAGAAAUUUGGCCCAUGACAACGCUGUUUUGGUGCCAAUUACCAUGGCAGACAACUGACAGCUGCGGGAAGCAAAAAUUAUUUUUGCAUGCUUUAUUGUUGUUUGUUAACCUUAGAUAAUACAUGUGUCUUGAUCCCAAGGCUGAAAAAACUUAUUAUAGUCUGACUCUUACUUGUGUUUGAGUAGAAUGUCCGGUUACAGCUGUAACCUAGUCUGUUUCCUCCAAAUAGCAUCCCCUUUAGUUUUAUCUGAUUCCAGACAAGAUAUAUCUCAGUUAGUCUUUGAUGCAUUUACAAUUUUUGUGUUAUUUCACCUGCUGCUAGGCCCACCCUCAUUGAUGCUUUACGCUAGCCUAUAGGCCUAUAUUCAAAUAUAUUGUUGCCUACCUAUACACACUUACACAAUACAGUUCGUGUUAAAAAAGGUUUAUUAUUUAUCUAAUAUCUAGGCUACUGAUUAUUUCUGUAUUUGGAACUGGUGGGCCUAAUUAAUGGUGUGAACGCAAUCAGUUGAGAGAGGCUGAUAAUUGACGAAAUAAAUUAAUAAUAUAUGAA